ACCCCAUCUUCAUCUUCCAACCCUUCUUUUUCUCCCUUCUCGUCCCUCUCUAUCCUCUAAUGCCUCUUCAUUUUGCAACGCAUCCAGCAUUGAUCGUCCCUUAUUGCUCCGGUCAUCCCUUACCACACCGAUCAACACAUGAUCGCCAAAAGGAAAAUGGAAUCCGAAUCACCAAACCUCUCCUUUUUCCCCAAACCUCCUCUCUAAUGGAACCCAAAUCUGGUUCCUUGCACAAUAAUAAUGGCUAAUAAAUUUGAUUAAAAAAAUCAAUUACAUUGCAAACUUAUACCAGAUCUGUAAAGAUUCAAAAAAUCAAUCAUACUGCAAACUUAUACCAAAUCUGUAAGAAAAGGAAAAUGCAAAAGACACAAAAAUAUCUCUUCAAUCAACACCAACAGUAGCUAGAUCUUCAAAUUCAAGCAAGCAGAAGCCACACAAGAAAUAGAAGAACAAAGAAACAGAAGAAAAAAAGAAGAAAAAAAGAAGAAAAAGAAAAUGAGAAGGGGAAAAGAACCCGCGCCUAGGUUUCAUCGAAUCCAGGCAUUGGGUUCAAAGGAACCAAGGUGCUGGGUUCCAUUUGGAACCAAGGCAAAAAAAUUCUGCUAUUUUACUGCUGUUUUGCCCAUGAAUUUGCUGCUGUUUUACCUAGAAAAUCCCUGCUGUUCUAUCCUAAAACAAUAUCUGAUUUCCGCUCCUAUUAUCCAUUUCUGUUGCCUUGGUUCUAAUUUGUUUAGCUUUUGAAAAAUAUAUAUAAAUAUCUGCUACUUGAAAACAUGUAUUGUUGCUCAUUUUUAUGCUGUAAUAGCAGCACUUGUUCACGUGAUUUUCUGCACUUAAAUCAUGCACAAGUUGUCCAGAUUUUAAGUUCGUUUAGCUACAACAAUUCUUGCUUAAAGGCUGUCCAUUUCUACCCAGUUUUAACCCGUUUUCUGUAUUGUUUCUGCUGUUUUGCCAAAAAUUCUGCUAGUGUCUAGUAUAGUUUUGGUUUUGGUUUUUCACAUUUUUUUUUUUACUUGGUUUUGCCUAGCAAAUUUGCUUGGUAAAUCUGCCUUUGUAGUGUCCUUUUAGGAGCUGUUUUAAAAAGGGUAGAGGUGAUCGGGAUGUAUAGGAAGAAGUUGCUUCGUCAUUUAGGAAACUUGAUUUUGGGUUAGGAACCAAAUUAGUUAAUGAAUAUGUUGUAAUCCUUUUGUACUUUGAUGUGGCAUAGGUUGAAAAUCUCGUCAAUUGCCUUGAGAUUCUUGAAUUUCUUGCUAGUGUGUAUUUAUAAGGUGAGGUAAGUAAAUUUGUGGUAAUGCCCUUGGAUUUUUAAGGUAAAUGUUUUAAAAGCAUAUUUGAGCUAUUUUUGAGAUGUUGGCGGGAUUUAACUCGAUUUUCAUUAGCACGAGCAUGAUUGGUUUAAAAUGAUAUUAUUUUAUUGAGUUGAACAUGCCUACAUGAAAUUUACUCGAUUGUUUUGAUGAUCUGAAGUUAGUUUGUGAAUUUUGAAUUUCCUAUAAACUAUGCAUGGUUUUGUCUCCAAUAUAAUCAUGAAUUAUGUUAUCCUGCUAGUGGGAGUUAAACACUAGCACAUGUCAACAUGUAUUUCUGUAGAAUCAGUUCAUCCAACCAGUGGGAGAGUACAUUGGCAUUUUCUGCUAUCCAGCUAGUGGGAGAGCACAUUGGUAUUUUUGUUAUCCAGCCAGUUGGGAGAAUACGUUGGCCAUGACUAAUUGAGAGGACCAUUAAAUAGAUUCCAGCAUG
This is a messenger RNA of Rubroshorea leprosula, 1740 nucleotides long. The record is from the annotation of a GenBank genome assembly. Lineage: Eukaryota; Viridiplantae; Streptophyta; Magnoliopsida; Malvales; Dipterocarpaceae.